GGAGGAGAAAAUAAGUAUUUGUAUAACUAAAUUCAUAGCCUACUUUCAGUUGGAUUGAAAUUGCUGGAGAGGACUGCCGAUAUUUCAAAUAGCCAACACUAGGUUAGAUGCUGAGAACACUUCCCGUUGAAAAUUUGAUUUGAUUAAAUAUGAAGCCUAUGUCUGACAUGAAUUGUUCUUUUGAUCAACAUGGGGACCCAAAUGGAGAAAGAUUACUGCUCCAAGCGCUGUGGGAUGAUAUGCAAGCGCGACGGGAGUUCCUCACGUCACCUUAUCUGCCCGCGUGCUUUGCGUUCUUCAUCCACAUCCUCCUCUGCUCACCUUUCCUAGUGUUUGAAGCGCUGGGAUGUUUCUGGCCACGGAUACAUUUCUACAGGAUCUCUAGGAACGCUGAACCGUUGGGGUUGUGUUUGCAGCGAUGGGUUGACUGCUUUUGGAGGAUUUUUAUCAAAUACCUGACAACUAUUCUCCCGGCCAGCGCGCUUUACCAAAGCGUUCGGAAUCCAAUAUUUCCAGAACUCGCGCCAUCCUGGAGAGUGCUCAUAGCGGAGGUUAUCGCAUGCCUACUUCUAUUCGAUGCGCUGUUCUUCAUAUGGCAUUAUUCCAUGCAUCGGGUUCCUUGGCUGUAUCGGAUGGUCCACCAGGCUCACCACCAGAAUCGGAUUACCUUUGCCCUGACUGCCCAGGAUGCCAGCCCGGCUGAGCUCCUUUCCCUGCAGGUGCUGGCCCUGACCAGUGCCUGGGUGGUGGGCUGCCACCCUUUGAGCGAGGCCCUGUUCCACCUGCUCAACACCUGGCUGGCCGUAGAGGACCACUGUGGUUAUGACCUGCCCUGGGCCCUCCAUAGACUGCUGCCCUGCUUCGGAGGGGCCCCCUUCCACCAGGCACACCACCACGUCUACAGGGGGAACUACGCCCCCUACUUCAGGCACUGGGACUGGCUUUGUGGGACCUACCUGAGGGUAAGGGAGGAGGCUGGGAGGAAACAUGGAGGGAGGACAAUGAGGAGGAGGAGGAGGAGGGGGAAAAGCCUGGGGUCUGACUGUGUAUGUAUGUGCACGUACAACAAAGCUUAAAUCACAUCAGGAGACCACUUUUGAGGUGUGAGGAAGAAAAUACAACUUUAUAUUUUGCAGGUUUUAGUUCCCCUUUUAAUUUCAAUUGAGCACAUCAAGAGACUGGUUUUUGGCUGGCAGUGUUUCUGUACUGCAUGUGCAAUAGCAGAGUUUGGUAAUCAAAAUACCACCCGAUUUGAUACAAUUCAUUUUACCAGGUAAGCCUACUUUGCAGUUAACAUUUCAUUUGGAAAGUUUACCGGAAGGCCUUUAGAAACGACUGUUUCUGCAAUGUUAACUGACUUUCCUAGUUAAAGUUUACAUGUAAAAAAAUAUAUAUAUAUCAAAAUAAUUUACUGGCUGCACAAAGUGGUAGACACAGGCAUUCCCGUGACAUUGCAUCUUCAGAAAGUUGCAAUAAAUACAAUCACAGAUGCAUUAUUUAAUAUUCUUUACACGUAGGCUUUGGAUUGAACCAAUCUGUGCUUGCUUUUCCCUCUAUGGCACUUUUUUAAAUGUAACAUUUAUUUAAAUAGGCAAGUCUGUUAAGAACAAAUUCUUAUUUACAAUGACGGCCAAACCCGGACGACGCUGGGCCAAUCGUGUGCCUCCCUAUGGGACUCCCAAUCCCGGCCAGUUGUGAUACAGCCUGGAUACAACUUGGUAACAGCCACACAGUGAAGCCUCAACUAGCUCUCACUGUCUCACGUCAGAAUUAGACAUUCGUCCAGGUUUCUCAAACAUAACUUUUCGAAGUUGUUGCAAAUUUGAAAGUGUUUAAGGUUAAGUGUAUGCAUUAACUUCCGAAAUCUUAAGGUUAGGCAUUUAACUCUGAGUGGUUAAGGUUUGGGAUAGGCUUAAAACAAAAAUCUCAAACAACUUUCUGUUGCUGGAUUGGAAAUUGCAUCCUUCAGAAUCAGAGACAGAAUCAGAGGCUUGUCGUGGAAAUAAGUCACUCUGGGUUCAUUCUGUUGUUAUCUGCACGUGGGUGAUGUCUUCACCCCUCCCUGGCUUAGUUUCCCAGAUGCAAGGAUGAUUUAGAGACUAUGAGGAAUUGUUCUAAACUCCUCCUGGUUACACCAACCACAUAUUUUCUAUGCAAUGCAGUCUUUAACUCAUUUGUCAACUCAAGCCAUCUCUGGUGACCAUACGCCCAGAUUAGUGGCAGGGAACUAGAGUGGAGACCAUAAAAACACAGACACUAACAGGACAGAAAUAUCCCAUUUGUUAAGUAUUAAUAUCUAACUAUUAAUAUCAAACAAAUCAGGUUAACAAGUCAUUUUUCUAUCACAGGCUUCAGAGACAAUAAGAAUAAUGCAUUUUAUUUGGAAGAUGCCUUUCAGGACACCACAAAAAAUCUAGUGCUGUACAUAAAAUAAAUUCCAUUCAUGAAUUCAAAUUAAUUUGAAUUAUGCUUGAUUAUUUACAGCUUAUCAACUUCAAAAUAAUGGACGGGUUCUGGCACGUGUCACUUCACACUGAUACCAUGUGCAGGAAACAGUAGCUUACCA
This is a messenger RNA of Oncorhynchus gorbuscha (pink salmon), 2566 nucleotides long. Its product is annotated as cholesterol 25-hydroxylase-like protein. Gene Ontology annotation, biological process: sterol biosynthetic process; cholesterol metabolic process. Gene Ontology annotation, molecular function: iron ion binding; steroid hydroxylase activity; C-4 methylsterol oxidase activity. NCBI's taxonomy places the organism in Eukaryota, Metazoa, Chordata, Actinopteri, Salmoniformes, Salmonidae. The record is from RefSeq and is a predicted model, not a curated record. The coding region runs from base 150 to 1076 and encodes 308 amino acids. The transcript is spliced from 2 exons.